AUGGAGCGAAGGGUGACCAGGUUCCCACUGCUCCUGCCGGAGGGCGAGGCCUACCAGUACGAGGUGGAGAACCUGACGAAAUGCUGCACCAAUACGGAAGACCUUCGGUACUGGGUGGAACACUUCCUGCUUGCAUCGACCUCCGUCACGCGCUACGCCCUCGAGGCCAAUCACUUCCUCCGUGCCAGCGGGGCUGCUGCGCUGCCGGAGGGGGCCGCCCAGCAAGCAGCCGCUCGUUUCGUGCUUGAGUGGGAGCGGUGGUCUGCCGGCCUCCAGAGGCCCGUCUCGGUGUGGGAGUUAUGUCUGGAACGGGAGCGACUGCUGCGCGAGGUCGGCUUCAGCGAUGCCUACGCCCACGUCAAACACAACGAGAACAAGGCCGCUCUGUGCCUUCUUCCUGCUCUCUUGAGGGAGUUGGACGCCAUGAACGAUGAGGACAGGUUGCAGACUCUGUUUGAGGGCGUAUUUGCGGGCAACAUCUUUGAUCUCGGAGACGGCGGAGGUGCCGCAGACUUCCUGCGGUGUCGUGACAAACUACCACCGCGGCCCUGGUUUGUGGACGAUUUCACUGCCAUCAAACAGCGAUUUGCCGACAACACACUCGCCCCCUACAGAAAGGGCAUCCUCUUCGUGGACAACGCUGGAACGGACGUUGUGUUGGGCAUGGUGCCCCUUGUACGCGAACUGCUGCGGCGCGGAACCAAUGUCGUGCUCAGCGCCAACUCCACCCCAGCUCUCAACGAUAUCACCCACCCAGAACUGGUUCAGGUGAUGGAUCAGGUAGCACUGGUGGACACCAUACUCGCUGAUGCGGUUCGCGAUGGUCGGCUGAAGCUGGUCGCCAGCGGCAACGGAUGCCCGCUGAUUGAUCUCGGCCAGGUCAGCGUCGAGCUCGCAGAGGAAGCCGACAGCGCCGACCUGGUCAUCCUCGAGGGCAUGGGUCGUGCACUGCAGUCCAACCACAGUGCGCGCUUCAAAUGCGACGUUAUGAAGCUGGCCAUGGUCAAGGACGCCCAUGUGGCCGAGAAGCUCGGUUGCCCGCUCAUGGCCUGCUUCUGCCGAUUCGAGCAGCUGCCGGGUAAAUGA
Molecule: messenger RNA, 1086 nt
Organism: Acanthamoeba castellanii str. Neff
Lineage: Eukaryota; Discosea; Longamoebia; Acanthamoebidae
Product: pantothenate kinase, putative
Exons: 6
Coding region: 1-1086 (361 amino acids)
Biological process (GO): coenzyme A biosynthetic process
Cellular component (GO): nucleus; cytosol
Molecular function (GO): ATP binding; pantothenate kinase activity
Source: RefSeq, a predicted model, not a curated record